AUGCCAGUCUUUGUCGAACAAGCCGGUGAAGGGCGAGACACCCGUGUCAACCCAGCGCACCUCAACCCUCUCCCACGCCUUUCCCCAGCUCCUCCAGCCCGCCCCACAGCAGAGGACACAAUCGAGCGCUAUGAAGUCAUCAUUGUCGGAUCUGGCCCAGCAGGAAUCAUGACCUCCGUCUGCCUCGCACGCUACGGAAUAACAAGCGUUCUGACAGUCGACGAGAAGACGGCGCAGAUCCAUGCCGGCCAAGCAGACGGGAUCCAGCCACGGACGUUGGAGGUCCUGCAGUCGCUAGACCUUGCCCACGAGGUCCUGACGCAGGGGUGCCAGAUGCAUGAGGUCGGCUUCUGGAAUCCUACGGAGGAUGGGGCCGGGAUUGUCAGGACUGCGUUUGUGCCUGAUGUUGCGGUGCCGGCGAGGUACCCGCAUGAGGUCACAAUACAUCAGGGGAGGAUUGAGAGGAUUUUUAAUGAAGAUCUGGAGAAGAAUGGGAACAAGGUACAGAGGGGGUGGAAAGUAUCAGGAUGGGAGUUUGACUACGAGGAUGAGGAGUUCCCAGUGGUUGUCAAGAUGAGUGGGCAGGACAUGGAGAGAGUGGUUCGGGCAAAGUACUUGGUCGGCGCAGAUGGCGCACAUAGUACUGUGAGAGAUGGUAUGGGGUUGAAGCUUGUCGGUGAUCAUACAGAUCAUGUCUGGGGUGUAAUGGAUGCUGUCGUCAAGACAGAUUUCCCAGACAUUAGAAAAAGAUGUGCAAUUCACUCCAGCACAGGGUCCAUCAUGAUCAUCCCCCGUGAGCGCAUCUCUGGAAACAAGGUCCUGACCCGCAUCUACUGCCAAAUGGAGGACGAAGUCGAGCGUGACCCAACCAUCGCCGCCCCUUCCACCGCCGAUCCCACUGCCGCCAAACAACAGGCCAAAAAGCGCCGAGAGAAGGUGACGCUCGAGCGCAUCAUCUCGCAGAGCCAAAAGGUUCUCGCCCCUUACACGAUCAGCUUUGCCGACAUCGACUGGUGGGCCGCCUACCAGAUCGGCCAGCGCGCAACCACCAAAUUCUCCACCGCAGACAAGAAUGGCGUCCUCCGUGUGCACAUCGCGGGCGACGCAUGCCACACACACUCCCCAAAGGCAGGCCAAGGGAUGAAUGUUUCCAUGAUGGACGGCUUCAACCUGUCCUGGAAGCUCGCACACGUCCUAAACGGGCUCUCUCCAGCGGGCGCGGAUCUGAUCGCUACAUACGAACAUGAGCGCCUCGACAUCGCCCGGCAGUUGAUCGCCUUCGACACCGAGUUCUCCAGCAUGUUCUCUGGCAAGAUUGGCGCCGAGACAGGCCUCACACACGAGAAGUUCGUCAAGGUGUUUAGCACCGGCAGCGGCUUUACGAGCGGAUGCGGCAUCCAGUACCGCGAGGGCCUCCUCGUCGCCAAACAAGAAACGACCCCCUCUGGCGCACCAGAGAGCGGCCUGCUGAUCCCUGGGCGGCGGCUCAUGAACGUGCGCACAAAGAGAUUCGCUGACGCAAACCCCCGCGACAUUCACGAUGACAUGCCGACGUCUGGGCGCUACAGGAUCGUGGCGGCCCUGCCAACGGCCUUCAGGACGGAUCCAGCUGCGUUUCAGAAGGUCCUCGAGGGCCUGGUCGAGACGCUUCCGGGGAGGUUCCCGGAGGGCGUGGUCGAGUCUGUGGUCGUGUUUCCAGGAGAGCGGGGGAGCCUGGAAUGGACGGAUUUCCCGGCGUGUGUGAGGGAGAGGAGUGAGUGGCUUGUGCUGGGCGACCACUAUGGGAUGGUGUAUAAGACUUGGGGGGUGGAGGAGAGUGCGGGUGGGGUGGCGGUCGUGAGACCGGAUGGGUAUGUCGGGCUUGUUGCUUCAGCUCUUGAUGCUGCUGUGGCGGAGGUGGGGACGUAUCUUGAGGGGGUGCUUAGGACGGUUUGA
Molecule: messenger RNA, 1935 nt
Organism: Morchella importuna
Lineage: Eukaryota; Fungi; Ascomycota; Pezizomycetes; Pezizales; Morchellaceae
Exons: 4
Coding region: 1-1935 (644 amino acids)
Molecular function (GO): FAD binding
Source: RefSeq, a predicted model, not a curated record